GUGAAAGAUAGAGACGCUCCAGCAAGGUGGCAGCCAAUCAUAUGUGAAGAGGGUGGGGUUACCGCGGAAAGUUGCUAUAUUGCAGGGCAUCAUCGUAGAGACAGAACCCGGUGCCUCAGCGUCUCAUAGACUGCCUACCAAGACUCAAUAUUUAAGUUUUCAGUCAAACGACGAGAGCAUAUCAAACGGUGUGUUCGGAGCAUAUGAAUUGAGGCGAAUAAUAUUCCAAACGAAGAUACGAAAAAUGAUGGCAUGCACGGAGAUGAUCACUAUGUGUCUCCAGUCAGCAAAACAGCAGCACCUGUACUCAAAGCAACAACAGCAGCUACUGCAGAGGAACCCUGACCAAGGACUUUCAAUUUUGCAAGACAUCUUUCGCCGCGCUGACAAAAAUGAUGACGGGAAGCUGUCCUUUGAGGAGUUCAAGACAUACUUUGCAGACGGGGUGCUCAGCACAGAGGAACUGCAGGAGCUGUUCCUCAGCAUUGACAGGCAUCAGAGCAACAACCUCGAAACAGACAAACUCUCCGAUUACUUCUCUCAGCACCUGGGGGAAUACCUGAAUGUCCUCUCCACUUUGGAGAAGCUGAACCAUGCCAUCCUGAAGGCCAUGGACAAAACCAAAGAGGAAUACCAGAGCUCCUCCGUGCUGGGCCAGUUUGUGACCCGUUUCGUUUUGCGGGAGACCGCCAGCCAGCUGCACUCCCUGCAGACGUCGCUAGAGUGCGCUGUGGAGGCCGUGGAAGAGCAGAGCUGCCCGGGAAGGAAGGACGUGAAGAAGCUCGACGACCAGUCCGCACUGAGGAGCACCAGGAGGUGCGGCCGCCGGGCCCAGAAGAGCCUGUGUCUGUCUCCCACCGACCCCUACUCGGGCAUGCUCACCACAGGAGUCGCUGUGGAGCCAGACGACCACUGGAACUCACAGAUCAACAGACUCCAGCAGCUCAUCGACAAGCUGGAGUGUCAGAGCCCGAAACUGGAGCCCCUGAAGGAGGAGGACACAAUAUCCAGCUCGUGCCGAUCUAACAUCCUGCUGGUCCAGAGACAGCUGUCAGUGGCGGAGAAGGACGUCAGCGAGUUCCAGCGGGCGCUGAAGAGCUACGCCGACGCCACCGCCGACCGGAGUGACAACUUACAUGUGUCCAUACAGAAGCUUCCGGAGAAAUCCUGCUUCAUAAUGUAUGAGUUCUGGCAGGACCGUCUCUCCUGGAUGAGCCACCUGCAGUCCAACGCCAGCAAGGCAUUCCAGCGCUGCAUCAUCGAUGUGCUGGAGGACCCGGAGGUCGUGACCACCAUGCUGCUUCCAGCUUCCUGGUGGAUAAUGAAUAACAACUGACAACGCUAAGCAGCUGGCGUCACCGGGAGCCAAGACGCGAGCGAGAGGAUUCCAGUCUGCACCAUGCUCGUUCCAGGCCAUUAAGACAUCGUUAAGUGUGUGUGUGACCGCAUCCUGGACUACGCUGAAGACGCAGAGCAUUCGCUUCCUUUCUCCUUUCCGUUUGUUUUUUGAAAAAUGCAAGAGUGAGAACGGUCUUUACACACGGAUGCGUACUGUACGCUUUCAAAAGGCCAAAACCUGUUUGAGUUUAAGUCUUGAAGUUAUUUUUUGAACAUCUCCAUUCCAGGCACAAACAAAUUCAGUUUGUGAAUUUGACACCUUUGUUAUGAGGCAUUUGGAUCUGUUUGAUGGCAGAAGACAUUUUCUAGGAUAGGUCAGUACCAUCCAUACAGGAAGAAAAAGCAAUCAUGCAGGCGCGACACAAUGAUACUGUACAUUGUGGUUUUAACAAUCCUAAAUAGCAUGAUUGCUGUUUGUGUCAUUAUGGCUACUUUUGUUAUUGUUGAAGCAAAGAGGUCUGAGGAAGAAUUCAGCCCACCAUGAGGUCUGAAUGUAGGGACUUAUGGCCAUGGUUUUGAAUCAAAUGUAACCUGGAACAGGCACUAUAUGGCAACUGCACCAGUUUAAAUACAGCUCUGUAAAUGAGGUUAUAGAAUAUGCAAGAUGUAAAAUAGUAUGCAUUUUAUGUCACUCUGUGCAAUGCGUAUUCACCGCUGAGGAACAGCAUAGCAACAACGAUAUCUUAGCUUGGUAGCUAGCAGCUUCUGAGAACAGAGCUACACCAAGUAUUAUGCACAUUUCAACUUUGCCUAACCUGUUUUCUGUUCUCUAUUGUUGACAUAUAGCUAAUCAGAAUAAAAUGACGAUCUUUCCUGUUAAGAACACCUCAUGAAAUAUUGAUUUCUGUGCUUAGAGAUUUUACAUUCAUUUAACUUGUUAAGUGAGUUCUGUGUCCUAAAUAUGAUUAGAUUGUGUAGGCGCUGCUUCAGAAUUUCCCUUCCCUUCUGACAGAGGGAUGUUUUCUGUACGGGGACUGUUUGUGUAUUAAUUACAAAAUUCAAAGCAUGGCUGUGUGCACACAUUAAGUUGGCUGAUCAGUACACUGCUUCACACUACCGUCAGCUUAACAACAGAGUUUUCUCAAAGGACAUAGAUCUGAGUUUCAUGUGUUCUGUUGAGUAGAUUGUUAUCUGGAUGAAGAUGUUCGAUGCCCUCACAUCUCACAGUUGGUAUUGUGUCAGACAGCACAACUAUGAAAAGUAAAAUGUAAUUAAGCUCAUAACCUUUGGUCCAGUGCUGGUUUAGCUGUAGCUAUGGCUCUGACACGUUUUUCUUCUCCCGGUUAAAAAUAGGGACUCCUAACACUGCAUGUUUGUGUGAUCUCUGUGAAAGCACCGUGGCAUUGUAACACUUGUUCUGUACUUGAUGAAUCAUCAGCAGUCUUUUCGGUUACCUUAGAAUCACCAUUGCCGACAACUAAUCCAGAACAUUCUGUCACGAGGUACAACAAUUGACUGUCCUUGAUGGCAGCUGCAAAUUGACCCGUCAAAAAUGUUACCUUUGCUUGCAUAUUUACUUAAGACAUUACCUGUUGAAGCCAUCAUGUUCAAUGCACAUCUGUUGCUUUUUUUUUUUUUUUUCUUUCUUUCUUUUGUCCCUUGUAACUUAAGGUUUUAAUGAACAUGACUAAAAAAAAAAUUGUCAGGACGUGAAGUUAAUAAAAGGUAAAUGUUUUGAAAUGCAUGUUUUUCUGUAAUGUAGAUGUCAUUGCCAAAGCCAGUCACUGUGGCUAUUUCAUUAUUUUUGGUUAAAUAUCACUUGGAAAGCACAUUGGAAUCUUCUUCAGGAACACUGAUGACAGACAACCAUAAACAGUGAAUAAUAUUUGAACAGAAUUUGAAAGAGCUUGCCAGCCAGUCUGGACAGAUGCAUAUUUACCAGUGUACACACAUACAGUACACACUCACACAUUGUCCUCAUUAAGAUUUUACUUCCAAUAUGAGUGCAUUGUUAACCCAUAAAUUCAACUGUUAUAUGCAUUAGCCUAAGGCAAAACAUGACUGUUUUGAUGAGCUGAACAUGACAAUUUCUGGGGGGCCAUAUCAGUAAUUGAUAUUUCACUGGCCGUAUUGGCUGAUGUCAAUAAUAAUAUUUUACAUUGCGGCACAAUUGAAAAUUGCCACCAAGUGUCUUCAUUCAUGGAAGUGGAUGAGCACAAAUGUGAACUUAAUUAAGAAAAGGAAAAAUUAUGUUGGUAUAACAAUACUUAAAUAUGCCUACAUAAUUAUUAAGCUGGGAGCAUGAGUCCAGAGAGCCAUAGAGUCACUGUAUAGCUUUUCUUGUGAGUUUGGUUUGUAAAAAAUAAUAAAUAAAAAAGGUUCAGGUGCAGAUUAGGUUACGUUUUUAGCAUGCCAUUUUUUGCUUGAUUUAAAGCAUCAUCGGAGCAUCAAACACAAUGUCUCUGGUACAUACAUUUUCAGUUAUCAUAUCACCUUUAUGCUAGCACCAGACCAAUACCUAUACGUUUGUUUAAGCUAUUAUCGGUCGAUUCCAAUACAGCCUCAAUAUUGUCACGAAUAUAUUUUUAGGUUUAAAUAUAACAUCCAGAACUAUCAUUGUAUGAAUGAAGACAGGAAGGGUAUUCUCUGGUUUUUAAACUGUCUGAGAAUCAGUCCAGUGAUGUCUUAUAAAUAUAUCAAUUUGAUUAAUUAA
This is a messenger RNA of Anguilla anguilla (European eel), 4051 nucleotides long. Its product is annotated as N-terminal EF-hand calcium-binding protein 1-like. NCBI's taxonomy places the organism in Eukaryota, Metazoa, Chordata, Actinopteri, Anguilliformes, Anguillidae. The record is from RefSeq and is a predicted model, not a curated record. Gene Ontology annotation, cellular component: endoplasmic reticulum; Golgi cis cisterna; cytoplasm. Gene Ontology annotation, biological process: regulation of amyloid precursor protein biosynthetic process. Gene Ontology annotation, molecular function: calcium ion binding. The transcript is spliced from 13 exons. The coding region runs from base 245 to 1336 and encodes 363 amino acids.